Corticium candelabrum is the source of this 662-nucleotide messenger RNA. Its product is annotated as DNA-directed RNA polymerase III subunit RPC9-like. Gene Ontology annotation, cellular component: RNA polymerase III complex. The transcript has a single exon. Gene Ontology annotation, biological process: transcription initiation at RNA polymerase III promoter. The record is from RefSeq and is a predicted model, not a curated record. Gene Ontology annotation, molecular function: nucleotide binding. The coding region runs from base 139 to 555 and encodes 138 amino acids. NCBI's taxonomy places the organism in Eukaryota, Metazoa, Porifera, Homoscleromorpha, Homosclerophorida, Plakinidae.
UCUUGCUAACGUUUUAUACUGAGUGAAGUGUUACCAAGGGGCUUAUCACCUAAUUUGCCACUUUUGGAAGGACUGUGGCAGUAUCUCUGAUUGCUUCGCAAAGAAACAUUGGCGUGGGGCCCUAAAGGGGACACCAAGAUGGAAGUUGUGAAUCACAACGCUGGAAUGUUGAGCAACUACGAGGUGUACACUCUUCUACAGGAAGCCCAAGCAAAGAUCAAGGGACCAAACCGUCGUCUGGAGAAUCUGGCAACAAUAGCUUAUGAAACCAACAAAUACCUAACAGACACAUCAUGCACCCUACAGACACCACAAAUAAUAAAAGAUUUCCUAACGGCUUUGCAUCCGUUUAAACUGACUCGAGCCGAGAAAUUACAACUGCUAAAUUUGAGACCGACAACCGCAGUGGAAAUACAUUCAAUUAUCGAGGAAUGCGAAGAGAGAUUGAGUGAGGAUCAAGUCGAUGAAGUGAUGAAGAUCGUUGGGGACGUGCUGCCAGGAGUAGCAGUUGAAGGUGAAAGGGAAGGAGAUGAAUGCAAAGAAGAGGAACCUUGAGAUUGAAUUCAAUAAAUACAAAACUCAUAAAUAUUUCUAAUCAUUGAUUUCAAUAAAAUCAAAGUUCGACGAUUCUGUCGAUCUGUGCAGCAACAUAUUACACCAUA